CCAGGCAGCAAGCAGCGUCACGAUAGGCCGCAACAGCCACCCAACCACGCGCCGCGGAGGCUACGGGCUGCAGAAAAAUAAAGCCGAGGAGGAGACCCCCCGUCUUGAGUUUCUCUAAUGAAAAAAUAGGGACUAAAAUCCUUGGAAAAGUCGAGGCAAAGUGGAAUUAAUCUUGUGUGAGGUUUUCUGAAAUGGCGAAAACGUGUGCGGGGGUUUGAUGUGUGUUUAACUGGCUUUAUGUCGUUUUAUGAGGGGAUCAAAAACUUGUCUGGCAACGGAGAGAGCCAGUGAGAAAGACGGAGCUUCUGUUCUGAAAGAUCUGAGACGGAGGGGGCAAGGCAGAAGGCAAUACAUCGUGGAGUCAUCAGACUAGGAGCUUUUGCAGGAACCCUUGCGUCUGAUACUUCACUCGUCGGAGAAAGGUGUGGAUGAUGCCAUGAUCCUAGUUAUCAAAGCGAAGCCCAGUCAAGAAUGGCUGGUCUGGCCCCAGUGUCUGCGGCGCUCGAGGACCAGGCCCCGAGCUGCGGGGCAGGCAGCUGAACCCCACCAGCGCUCGGGCAGAAUGACGCUCCAGGGGAGGCCCUAGCACACCCAAGCCAAGAGGAAGACGCAGAAAAGGAAGAGGAAGAAGAAGAAGAAGAAGAUGGGUGUCAAUGCCUCCAGCUACCCUCACUCGUGCUCCCCGCGCAUCGGAGGUAACUCGCAGGCCCAGCAGACCUUCAUAGGCAGUAAAGAGUUCCGUGGAUAUGCCGAUUUCCGCUUUCCCUCUGCCAGCCUAGGGACGUCGUCGUACUCCCAGCAGGGUUACGGCUGCGAGGCCAAGCUCUACAGCCUGGAGCACGGCCACGACAAGCCCCAGGACAAGAAGAAGAAGAGCUCCGGCCUGGCCACGCUCAAGAGGAAGUUCAUCAAGCGCCGCAAGUCCAGCCGCUCGGCCGACCACGCCAAGCAGAUGCGCGAGCUGCUCUCGGGCUGGGACGUGCGGGACGCCAACGCCCUGGUGGAGGAGUACGAGGGCACCGCCGCCCUCAAGGAGCUCAGCUUCCACGCCAGCCUGGCGCGCCCCGAGGCCCAGAGCCUGCAGCGCGACCUGGCCUCGCUCUACCAGUACAAGUACUGCACGGACGUGGACCUCAUCUUCCAGGACACCUGCUUCCCCGUGCACCGCGCCAUCCUGGCCGCCCGCUGCCCCUUCUUCAAGACGCUGCUGUCGUCGUCGCCCGAGUACGGCGCCGAGAUCCUCAUGGACAUCAACACGGCGGGCAUCGACAUGCCCAUGUUCUCGGCGCUGCUGCACUACCUGUACACGGGCGAGUUCGGGGCGGAGGACUCGCGCUUCCAGAACGUGGACAUCCUGCUGCAGCUGAGCGAGGAGUUCGGCACGCCCAACUCGCUGGACGUGGACAUGCGCGGCCUGUUCGACUACAUGUGCUACUACGACUCGCUGCUCAGCUUCUCCUCCGACGCCGAGCUGGUGGAGGGCUUCGGCGCGGCGGGGGGCGGGGCCUGCAGCGUGGCCUCGGCGGGCGGGCCCGGGCAGGGCUGCCCGGAGGAGGAGCUGCGGGCCCACAAGGCCGUGCUCUCGGCCCGCUCGCCCUUCUUCCGGAACCUUCUGCAGCGGCGCAUCCGGACCGGGGAGGAGAUCACGGACCGCACGCUGCAGACGCCCACCCGCAUCAUCCUGGACGAGUCCAUCAUCCCCAAGAAGUACGCGCGCGUCAUCCUGCACUGCAUGUACACCGACGCGGUGGACCUGUCCUACGUGCUGCCCUGCAGCCCCUCCGUGGGCAGCCUGAGCGAGGUGCAGGCCCUGGUGGCCGGGAAGAGCAGCAUGACCCGCGCCGAGGAGGCCAUGGAGCUUUACCACAUCGCCCUCUUCCUGGAGUUCAACAUGCUGGCCCAAGGUUGCGAGGACAUCGUGGUGGAGAGCAUCUCCCUAGACUCGGUCAUCACCAUCCUCAAAUGGAGCUCGCAGCCCUACGGCUCCAAGUGGGUCCACCGGCAGGCUCUUCACUUCCUGUGUGAGGAGUUCAGCCAUGUGGUGACCUCCGAUGUCCUGUACGAGCUCAGCAAGGAGCACCUGCUCACCGCCAUCCAGUCCGACUACCUGCAGGCCAGUGAACAGGAUAUUCUGAAGUACGUUGUCAAGUGGGGAGAACACCAGCUCAUUAAGAGAAUGGCGGACCGAGAGCCCAACCUCCUGAGCGGCACGGCCCACAGUGUGAACAAGCGGGGGGUGAAGCGCCGGGACCUGGACCUGGAGGAGCUGAAGGAGAUCCUGUCCCCCCUGCUGCCCUGCGUCCGCAUCGAGCACAUCCUGCCCACCCACAGCGAGGUCCUCUCCGACACGAUGAAGAGGGGCCUGAUCAGCACCCCUCCCUCGGACAUGCUGCCCACGGCGGAGGGGGGCAAGGCCAACGCCUGGCUGAGGCAGAAGAGCGCGGGCAUCUACGUGCGACCCCGACUCUUCUCACCCUACGUGGAGGAGGCCAAGUCUGUCCUGGACGAGAUGAUGGUGGAGCAGACAGACCUGGUGCGACUGCGCAUGGUGCGCAUGUCCAACGUGCCCGACACCCUCUACAUGGUCAACAACGCUGUCCCGCAGUGCUGUCACAUGAUCAACCACCAGCAAAUCACAGGCAGCCAGGCUGUCCCACCAUCUGUUGUGGCCAACGAAAUACCAGUGCCCAAGCUGCCAGUGGUGAGGGAGAUGAUCCGGAGGCUGCAGGAGCUGCGACACACAGACCAGGUCCAGCGGGCGUACGCCCUCAACUGUGGCGAGGGCGCCACGGUCAGCUACGAGCUCCAGAUCCGCGUGCUCCGGGAGUUCGGCCUGCCAGACGGCGCCGCUGAGCUGCUGCAGAACCCGCACAAGUUCUUCCCGGAGGAGCGUUUCGGGGACGAGAGCCCGGUCCUGGGCCUGCGGCAGGUGGGCCGGUGCCGGGUCAACAGCACCCCGGCUGUGGAGAGCAUGUUCUCCGACGUGGACGCCCUGACCAGCUUCCACCCGCCCCUGCCCCCGCCGCCUCCGCCCUACCACCCGCCCGCCACGCCCAGCCACGCCCAGCUGAAGGCGGGCUGGAGACCCCGGGCCCCCAGCCAGCCCCCGCCCCGCUCCUUCUCCUACCCCUGCAACCACACCCUGCUCCAGCGCCACCCCUCCUCCAAGCACAGCAGCCCCGCCUACCCGCCCGACUGCACCAACCCCCAGGGCGGGGGCCGGACCCUGCACCCCGACAAGCAGGGGAACAUGGAGCCGGUCAUCAACGAGUUCAUGCCGGACAUCGCCAUGGGGGUGUCGGCCAUGAGCCUGAAGGAGCGGCGGAUGCCUGAGGUGACGAGUGACGGCGAAGGCCGCGACCCCCACUCCCUCGCCAUGACGACGCCCCCCCUGCCCCUCUACCCGACGGGGCCCUGCCCCUCCGUCAGACACGGCCACCCGUCCUGCAAGAAGCACGGGGCCGAAGCCAAGCCCGAGCCCCGGCCGGAGUUCCCCGACCUGUACGACUUCUCCACCCACCACCCCUCCGCCCAGCUGCAGGGCUCCUACGCCGGGCCCGACCUCUACAGCCACAGCCGGCCGCCCUCCGGCCCCCACCCCCCGUCCUACAUGCCCGACAUGCACCCCCCCGCCCACGCUCCCCCCGCCCGCCCGGGCGAGGCCCUGCGGCUGGACAUGCUGGAGCAGCCGCCCCAGCGCCUCGACCUGGCCCUGGCCUCGCAGGGCGGGCCCCAGGGCUGCGGGGGCCACGUCCCCAGGGGCCGCUCCCGGAACGAGUCGGACCUCACCUGCGGCCUGGGGCCCUCCCGCUCCCCCAGCGCCAGCGCGGACGCCUACGAGGACCGGCCCCCCGCCCGGAGACCCCCGCCCGAGGGCAUGGGGGGCGGGGGAGAGCCUCCGGUGGGGGGCUUGCUGCCCCACAGGAACAGUGCCAGCGAGGAGGCCGUCGGCAGCAGGGACCGCAGGUCGCCCAACAAGCCCGAGUACCCUUACAAGAAAUCUGCACUUUAACGGGAGGAGAGGAGCGAGAUGACAGGGAGGGCGGAGGUGACUCCGCUCCUUCCCUCUGCAGACGGUGGAGCUCUGACCGGUGCGCACACACCUCAGAGGACUCCGGGUGUAAGGCACUAAGCACAGGGUGACCCUGGACGGGGCCCGGGGCCGCGUCCCCGGCUUCACCACGCGGCGUCACAGGAGGGUUGGUUUGGCUCGAGGAGCCUCCGCGGGCUCACGGUUCUGCGUGUCGCGCGCCCACACUAACCUCAGCACAGCCUUUCCGGCCAUAAGUGAGCCCGGUCGCAGAGAGCACUUUAACGGGAGAGUAGCCGCUUUUCUGUCUUACUUAUUUUAUCCCUCCAGCCCCGCAGAGCAAGGCCAUGACCCCUCCCAGCCCCUCUGAUUGGCUUGUUGAUCCUCUCGACGCCCUUGGCGUUACCCGCCUUCCCAUGAUCCUCCCUCCCAUAGCCCUGGCUUCCAGUCAUUAUUUCCUUUCUUCCAGUAGCAUAAUUGCUUCCCAGGCUAACGACUAAAUAAUAAGAAGGUAACAAAAGGCUAGACUUUCAACAAUGCACAACUGCCGCAUAAUAUUUUCAUUACAGUUAUUUCUAGAUACCGGGGCUGAUAAUUUGUGCAGGUUUUUUUGUGUUUGUCCACGUUUCCCUUAGCUAGGUAAUGAAUAGGAUUUGCAGGUUAUUGUCCUGGCAUUGUGCCGUAUUCGGCCUGCAAUGAAUGGUCUCCCCUGGGAAGCAAGUAAUAGCGUUGGGCGCUAGGUGGCUUACGUUUGCAAAUAAUUCAAGGUUUGAAAAGGGGUACCCUGAAGAGCUGAAAUAAAAUAAUUAUUUAAAAAAAGAAAAAGAAAGGAAAAUUCUCCUCCUGCCCGACAGCUUAUUGUGGCCAUUGCUAUGAAAAAGAAUUAGAGCCGUCGUGUUGUGGAAGGAAAUGAGCACACCGGUGGGGCUGGCGGGCUUGUUCCUGCGUAGUGGGACCGCUGGAAUCACUUAUUUUACCCAGGGUGCCGUUCUUCUGCUGCGAGCGCCGGUAGACCCCGCGUUUCGCCCUGGUGGCUUCCUGCCACGCGUUCUGAUGAAGUCCGGCGAGGCUGACGAACACGCUUUUAGUAUCGCCGCAGGACCGCCGUCUCGCUGCGGGGUCUCCGCUAUAGCCAUGUGCCGUUCACCUGUCCCCCCCCCCCCGCCAACCACCUCCUCUCGAAGCCUGAGCUCAGAAACUCUGAGGUGCGGUUCCAGCGCUCUCGACCAAGCCAACCCCCGCCAUGCGUUCUGCUCCCACGUUGAUGCCCGGUGCCCUGCGCUGUCUCCGGACUCCGUGCCGAACCUCGCAGCUGUGCGGUCCGGAGAAAUGAUAACGAUUAUAAUGAUGUCCAACGCUGCCUGUUAACCAGGCAAGGGCUGAUCCCUCUUCUGGGGACUCGAACGGUUACAACUGUUAAACACACACAAAGGGUUCCAUUAUAAACCAGCACACCUGUAUCAUGGCCAGCAUAAUCAUAACAGAGGAACGAUCUGACCUCUCCCAAGCCCCUACCCCCCAAACCCCCUUCUUUUCACCCUCCCCCACCUGCAGCACUUAUGUAUUCCUCAUCAUAUUGCCGUUUACCUCUACUGUCUUUUGGUUCUCUCUCACUGGGGUUUGCCAUUCAAACAGGCCAGAGCUGCACCACGGUUCUGUUAGGGGUCCGCCCAGGAAACAGGCAGGCAGCAGUGCCGAGGCUUCCUUCCCCUGGAACACACCCAGCCGAGGACUGGCCUUUGCGCAGACUGUCUUCAGGGGGAGCGUCUCGUCUCAGAAGCGUGUUCUCUCUGUGAGAGAAGGGGGGGGGUGGAGGAGGGAAUCUGUUACGGACAUGCCCAACACACGCGUACACUCGGCAGGCAAAGGGUUAACGCUAAUGCUAACAUGUCAUUGGUUCUGUGACAGGUUUGCAUUCAGCCUGGCUGUAAGGGUGUAGUUGGUCCGUACACCCGUGAGAGUGGGCAGUGCUCAGCGGUUAUUCCACGUGCUCUUUUUAAUCAAGCCUGUAAUUGCAUACUGGCAACAAAACAACCUGUCUAAGUCCAUCAAGCUGUGUGCAAUCAGAAGCCACAGACUACAGUUCAGUUAGGCAGUAGGUUUUCUUUUUUUUUUUUUUUUUACCCAUUUCUUUCAGUGGCAGCAAAUGCAAUAUAAAAAGCCUUAACAUUUUGACUUUUUCUUUGCACUCCAGUUCAGUGGAUCCCUCCUUAAAGGUGCUGUCUGUGUUCUUUUCAUCGUGGUGGUUGUCCGCUGCCAACGGUCUUCUCUGCAACACUAUACUUGAACCGCGUUUGAACCGUUCCCCUGAAACCCAAAUUUCCCCUCUUCCCCUCCCCCCAGCUCGAUUCUCAUAAUCUCCACAGCACCAUCUCCUGGACUGAUUUAGAAUGUGGGAGGCAGUCAAUUGCUUUUCCACUGUCCUGUACAAUGGUUUUCUACCUCUGUCCAUCAGUGUAACUUCCCCCAAAUCCCCUAAAAUAACUGUAUGCGGUUUAUUGUUCUCAUGAUUAAUAAUUUAUUUUUGUAUUCCAUACACCUGCUGCCAUAACUGCUUUUAACCAGGUAUUCUCUUAUAUGCAAUCCUCCAGUAUUUACAGAGUAUGUAGUUAUGUUUUCACAUUUAUCCAUCAUCAUAAUCAUCAUCCUCAUUUUCAUUGGCAAGAAGACUGAAAUUACUGGCUGGCACCUUAAAUAUUAGUGAGUUUCUGCAGGUGUUGGAGAGGGUCCCUCUGGUCCCUUUAAAGGCUCAGUUCAACUCCUCUGCCUCCAUACUGUUCACCAGAGGGACUGGCUCAGCUUAACUCCUCUGCCUCCAUACUGUUCACCAGAGGGACUGGCUCAGCUUAACUCCUCUGCCUCCAUACUGUUCACCAGAGGGACUGGCUCAGCUUAACUCUGCCUCCGUACUGUUCACCAGAGGGACAGGCUCAGCUUAACUCUUCUGCCUCCAUACUGUUCACCAGAGGGACAGGCUCAGCUUAACUCUUCUGCCUCCAUACUGUUCACCAGAGGGACAGGCUCAACAUAACUCUUCUGCCUCCAUACUGUUCACCAGAGGGACUGGCUCAGCUUAACUCUUUUGCCUCCAUACUGUUCACCAGAGGGACAGGCUCAGCUUAACUCUGCCUCCAUACUGUUCACCAGAGGGACAAGCUCAGCUCCUCUGCCUCCAUACUGUUCACCAGAGGGACUGGCUCAGCUCCUCUGCCUCCAUACUGUUCACCAGAGGGACUGGCUCAGCUCCUCUGCCUCCAUACUGUUCACCAGAGGGACUGGCUCAGCUCCUCUGCCUCCAUACUGUUCACCAGAGGGACUGGCUCAGCUCCUCUGCCUCCAUACUGUUCACCAGAGGGACUGGCUCAGCUCCUCUGCCUCCAUACUGUUCACCAGAGGGACUGGCUCAGCUCCUCUGCCUCCAUACUGUUCACCAGAGGGACUGGCUCAGCUCCUCUGCCUCCAUACUGUUCACCAGAGGGACAGGCUCAUCUCCUCUGCCUCCAUACUGUUCACCAGAGGGACAGGCUCAUUUGAACUUUGAGGCCGUUUGAAUAGCCUUUUUAAUCUGCCUUUUUAUCAACAAAAAUAAAACUUGCAGAAGCAUUACAACAUAAGAUCACGCCAAAACAGCUCAUGUCUGAAAAACACACACAUGGUAUAGGGUAGGGGACAUAGUCUUACAUAUAUUUAGAUGUAUCAUUAAUCUGUCCUCUGUCAAUGAAGGCUGAAAGGGAUUAACGGGGCAGACGCAAUACUUUGAAUCUCGCGACUAGCCCCAGGAUGUUGUGGAAAAAAUACCAAUUUCACAUACUAGAGUAGCUACAUGUUUUGGAAAACGCUUGUUAAAUGAGUAAUGCUACUUUAAGACAUUAUUACCGCUACGACAUGCUUUGUGAAACUCACCGCUGUUCAACCGAGGGACAGUUAAAUUCCUCUGGUUUACCAGAAGGACAGGGUCUGAGAUGGAGUUGCAUGAACAAUUCAUUUGUUACUACGUUGAACGUUACUGUCCUUAAAUCAAAGACACCGGCAUUAAAGUGUCAUGAACUCUCAGGAGUGAGUCCUCAGGCAUGGACUUGGGAAAAGGGUGAGAAGCGGUUUGAGAAACUGCUUCCUGGUCUGUCAGGAGAGGUAGUGAGAGAUGUAGUUGUAUUCAACCUUUUUUCAUUUGUGUUUUUUUUCCAUCAGUGGUUUUUGGCUUCAGGACUACUUGACUUGGAGGGCGGGUGUACAGUGUACAUCUUUUGCAUUGUUGCCUUGAUUUGGUGUAGUUUAUGACAAUCGUUAAGCUUUGACAAUCUCUCCAUACCCCACCCCCCACCCCUAUGUUCCAGUUCCAGUCCCAGGUCAUGCUAACAGCUCCUGGAGACAUUCUGUUCCUGAAACGUCUCGGUCUUGAAAUCUCUGUCUGACCCUGAGUGGAAAUGUCAUGAUGGCCCUGCUCAACCAAGCUCAGGAGAAGGAGACCAAAAUAGCUGGCUGACCCAGCCGUAGGCACGGAGUCAUCCGAUUCGGCAGCAUUGCACAUUUGUUGAUGUCUGAUACUAUCACGGCUUUUCAUUUAAGGAUAACGGCAUACUGCAUCAACUUGCUCAAUCUGAAUUAAAUGAUCUACAGUUCGACCUACACUUUGAGCCACCAGUAAUACAGCAGCAGAAUUUGGGCUUAGCAGGUGAACCAGAUGUGAUGGGGACUUGGUUGUGGCAGUGUUUAAUCUUGGCCAUUCCUCCAGUACUGUCCCCUUUACGUGUCAUAAAGAUUGUUAAUCACAGACUGGCCCCAUCCAUCCUCCCUCAUCACUGGUGUUAUGUGCUCACGUUUAUUUGUAUGUCUACAGGUUGCAAAUCUCUUUGUUGAGAAUGAAGGGAUUGUAGAAAUAGUGUGAUCUCUGGAGAGGUUACUGUUGUAGCAUCGUGACCCAUGUGUAUGGCCAUACUGAAAACCAAUGUAAUUGGUUUGAUGAAGCUGGACCCUCCUUGCUCUGAAAGAGAAAAGGGAACUUGGUAUUAUAUAUAUUUGUAGUCCAUAAAUAGUGUGCAUGGAAAAGAGGGACUGUUACUAUGUUGUGAGGUGCUUGAAGUAGAGAAAAUGGGGGUUUGGCAGAGUAAUUACUGUCAGUGGAUGUUCAAAUGAAUGGUUCACCGUACAGAUUCAGAGAACAGGAAUUUGUUUGGAAAUUCAGAUGUGAACCCUUUAAUAAGCGCCAGUAUGACUUGUUUCAACGGAAACUUCCUCCUGACCUAGUUCCUCAGAGAGGCAGAUGAGAUAUAAGCUAUUUCUUUCCUUUUUGCUUUUGUUUUUGAGUUAUGGAAGUAUGCUGCAAAAUGCAGACUUAUUCUUCUUCUCCAACACGUUUUAAGACUGACCACCAGGGAAACUUUGCUCAGCCCAACAACAGGUCUUUAAAAUGAAGUUUUCACAGGAAAGCAAAACUACAGAAGAUGGGGCUGGAGUGUGUUGUGUACGCGGUUUGAAAUGUGGCGAGACCGAUUCCGUCUGAUUUGCGAUUUCCAUUAGCCGUCUCCUGCGAUUUGAGGUGUCAUUUAUAUUUACAUAACAUGUCAGGUCUGACAACCGAUUCAUGAAUCACAACAAUGGCCAUCAGAGGCAAUCAGUGUUUUGUUCAGUAGCGUUUCCCCUGAAGUCAAUCAGUGUAUAUCUCACUUGAGUAGCUGAUUGUAAGUAAUAAGGAGCUAAUAUGACAGUUUGUUGUAAAUGAGCUGUAUUGCUGUAUGUAUUUCUUUGCACCUCAAAUGUACAGGACUUGCCACUGCACUACAACGGGCGUCUUAAUUUACUUGUUCAUCUGUAUUUGCUAAGAGGUUAUGUUGAAUCACCCAUCCACAUCCCAUUCUCUUCCAUCCCAGAUGGACACUUUUCUUAUUCAUUACAUCUUUAUUAGCUCAAUGUUUCCUGGCGUAGCUUGCACUCAGUAUUAUCAGAUGCCAUAUGAUCUGGUACAUUUAACUCAGUCUCGACGGUUAAAAAAAAAAAAAAAAAAAAAGAAGUAAUGUGUAGUUGAGUAUUAUGCUUCUUUGCUUUGAAAGACCGAAACGAUGAUUUGAUCUCCGUGUGUGUUCAAGCGAUGUGUCUGAAGUCCCAGAGACUUUAAAGCAGCACAAGAACUUUGAGAAGGUCAACAGAAACGUGUUUUACAUUUAUUCUCCACGCCACUUUUGUUGCAGUGAAGUGACUUCUGAGCAAGACCAUCUUUUUCCAUUUUUCCAUCCGGUUUGCUUCAUGGGGAAAAAAUGCAGACUGCCAUGUUUUUUCUUUUCUUUUUAAUGGAUAGCUUGGUUUUCUGGGAUGAUUUUCUGCCUUUUUCUUGGAGAUCCUCCGUGUGUUUUCCUUUGUAUAGAGACAAGUUAGUGCCUUCCCUGCCAAUGGCUGGGCAUUUUCUUGAGAAGUGAACUUUUGUCCUAUGCAAGCGUUUUCUACAAACCUGCAUAAACCAGUCCUUUGUAAAACUAGUAAUGCUUCAUGUAUAUAGUGUUUUUGAGAAAUAGUAUUUUUUAAUUUUUAGGUACAUUUGAACAGAAACUUCUGGAAAUUUGUGGUUUGGUAAAUAUACAUUUUAUAUAUAUAAAACAAAGGUGGGUUGUAUUUGUUGUAUAUAUAUAAACUUUCUUGUAGAUUCCCAUAACAAGUUGUACAAAGUUUCACUGGUUCUAUUUUUCUACUGUCAUCUC
Conger conger (European conger) is the source of this 10719-nucleotide messenger RNA. It is a transcript of the gene btbd7, whose product is annotated as BTB (POZ) domain containing 7. Gene Ontology annotation, biological process: morphogenesis of a branching epithelium. NCBI's taxonomy places the organism in Eukaryota, Metazoa, Chordata, Actinopteri, Anguilliformes, Congridae. The transcript has 13 exons. Bases 644 to 4012 code for a protein of 1122 amino acids. The record is from RefSeq and is a predicted model, not a curated record. Gene Ontology annotation, molecular function: protein binding.